AUGACGUCUACUCAAUCUCUGUCAGCGUACUGUUUUGUUUCAAAUAAUUCAGUGCAUUUCGUUCCCAUAAACACGUUCAAUAAUAUUUCAGAUAUCAUAUUGGACCAGAUAAAUGAUCAGGGGACAGAUACUCAAAAGGCUGAAAAUCAAAGUGCAACAGGCAAUAUCAUAUUAGAAAAAGAAAAGCACAUGUCAAGAGACCGCACCUCCGAUCACUUGUCUCCUGAAUUCAAAUAUAAGAACUUGUUGUACAAUCUAAAUAAUCCUUCUUUGUCUGAUAUUGACUCGGAUAGUCCUAAUGAAAAUACUAUCAACAAAGUUGACGCCCACAGGAGAAAAGGAGUGAGAGAGCAUUCAACUAAUUUUGAACUUUCGGGCCAGAGCAUUUCCAAUAUAAUUGAAAAUUAUUCUACUCAUGCUGUCUAUUGGCCAAAACUUUCCAUUGACUUGACCGUAGACAUGCAAAGUGGCUACGAGGAAAUAAAAGAGUUCUUGCUUAAACUCUUCCCAGACUGGAAAGAUUCCCACAAAAUUAAAAUUAAACAACUAACCGGAGGUAUCACGAAUAUGUUAUUACAAUGCAUUCAUAUUGGGACAAAAGAGACUAAACUCAUGAGAGUAUAUGGCCCAGGUACCAACAUAAUUAUUGACCGUGAUAGAGAGUUUAUUCUGCAUUUAAUACUAAAUUCUUUGAGCCUUGCUCCUCCGAUCCACGCUAGAUUUAAAAAUGGGCUAGUUUAUGGCUUUCUCCCUGGUAAGUCGUUGGAUCCCGAAGAACUAAGUAAACCCAAUAUCUAUCCCUUAAUCGCCCAACAACUCGGUAAUUGGCAUAGAAAGUUAGAUACACGAUUAAUUGAAUCUGGGGUCGAAGAGUUACGAAACUUCAGAGCGAAGAAGUUGAAAAAAAAAUUUAUUUCGAAUAUUUGGGAGUUGAUAGAGGAGUGGAUAAACAUUGUUCCUAUUACUUCUAAUUUAUUGGCAACGUUUGACGAAAAUUUAGAGAAGGAAAUAAACAAAUCCAAUAUCCGUGAUCUGAUCAAGGAAGAGUUCUACUGGCUCAAAGGUUCACUAGUUGAGGUUCAUUCUCCAACCGUAUCUUGUCAUUGCGAUCUUCUUUCCGGUAAUAUUAUUAUUCCUAGCGAAUUCUCAUUCGACGACACCUUCAAGAAAUUGCCAAAAGUAGAGGCUAACCCAAUCAAGUUUAUUGACUAUGAAUAUAUUUUACCAGCUCCAAGAGCUUUUGAUAUUGCUAACCAUUUCGCAGAAUGGCAAGGAUUUGACUGUAAUAGGUCUGCAAUUCCUGAACCUUCUGUUAAUAAUCCAAUGCUAGUCAAAUGGGUAAAGUCUUAUUUGGAUAACGAAUUAGCCACUGAAGAUGAAGUUGUACGAUUAAUUGAAGAAAUUAAAUUCUACUUUGGUUUACCAGGGUUUUACUGGGGUAUCUGGGCGAUGAUACAAAGUGAAAUUUCAAACAUUGACUUCAAUUAUGCCAAUUAUGGUAAGCUCAGACUACAAGAAUACUGGGACUGGAAGUCCCUUUUCUUAAAAGGGCUCGUUACCGUUAAAUAA
Molecule: messenger RNA, 1569 nt
Organism: Priceomyces carsonii
Lineage: Eukaryota; Fungi; Ascomycota; Pichiomycetes; Serinales; Debaryomycetaceae
Exons: 1
Coding region: 1-1569 (522 amino acids)
Biological process (GO): phosphatidylethanolamine biosynthetic process
Cellular component (GO): cytoplasm
Molecular function (GO): ethanolamine kinase activity
Source: RefSeq, a predicted model, not a curated record